Messenger RNA from Oncorhynchus tshawytscha (Chinook salmon), 1315 nucleotides. RefSeq names its product diablo, IAP-binding mitochondrial protein b (gene diablob). Lineage: Eukaryota; Metazoa; Chordata; Actinopteri; Salmoniformes; Salmonidae. Gene Ontology annotation, cellular component: mitochondrion. Gene Ontology annotation, biological process: neuron apoptotic process; intrinsic apoptotic signaling pathway in response to oxidative stress. The coding region runs from base 62 to 763 and encodes 233 amino acids. The record is from RefSeq and is a predicted model, not a curated record. The transcript has 6 exons.
AAAUUACGCAAUCGUCAAAAUACCAUAGACGAAGAAUAACUUCCUCUUACGUCAGACUAAUAUGUCGGCGUUCAGGAGAGUUUUUUUUUGUUUUGGUUUGAGCUAUGCCUCAAACCUUGGGAGACUCAGUGGGGCGUUGGUGCGCCGACAAGCCAUGAAAAUCCCCACGGUGAUCCGGAUGAACUGGAUAUCGCUGUCUGCUAUUGGUGGCCUAUGUGCAGUGCCCUUCUCACAGAAACAAGACAACCUAUCUCAUGAAGCCUUGGUCCGCAGGGCAUCCUCUUUGGUCACAGAUAGCACCAACACCUUCCUCUCUCAGACCACCCUGGCACUCGUAGACUCAUUCACACAGUAUGUUAAGACUAUACAUACACUGGUGACCCUACACAAGCACUAUGUUGCCUCAGGCAGCAAGCUGACCCCUUCGGAGGAGGACUCUGUUUGGCAAGUGAUUGUUCGCCAGCGCCAGGAGGUGAGUGAUUUGAGGGAGGACUGUAAGAGGUUUGAGUCUAACUGGAUGAUGGCCAUCAACCUCUCUAAACUGGCAGCUGAAACGGCAUACAACGCGGGUGCUGACCAGGCGUCUGUGACAGCACAGACCAGCCUCCAGGUGGCGCAGUCUCAUGUCAAUCAGAUCAGACAGCUCUUUAUGGAGGCAGAGAAGAACCUAAAGGAGUCCAAAGCAGAGGACAGUCAAAGGAUCAAGCUACCUGCCGCCAUGGAGGAAGAAGACGUCCCUGAGGCAUAUCUGCGGGAGGACUAACUCUACUUUAUUACAUCCAUUCCCACAGCUUUGAACCAUUUACAGUCUUGUCCACCUGAUUCUGUUUGUAUGAUGUGACUACUAGGCCACAUGGACUGUACAUUGAUGCUGCCUGUAUGGCAGCCUAGUGGUGAUACGCCUCUUGAUGAACGGAAUUUAGAGUGGAGGGGAUUUUCUUGUUAUGACCGCUGAUCAGUUAUUGAUACGUUUUGACUCAAAUCAUGGGAACCAAUUUGUGGGUCCAAUACUUUGUAUUGAGUGUGGGAUAUAAGCUCUACAAAUUAAAUGUUGUUAUUUUGUUGCUAAUGUGAAUAUACUGCUGUCGUGUUUGUGUGCAUUUAAGCAGAGAAGUGCAAUUUGAGAUUACAGCUUUCACUGCUGUGUUUUUAGAUAAUGUAUUAAGUACUUUUAGUGCUGAAAAUACAAGUAUUGUUGUGACUCUAAAGGUAGCCAAAAGGUGACUUUUAAUUUGUUUUAUUGCUGUCUGAUCUUGUUUGUGUAUCUAUCAGUUAUGUCACUUUUAAAUGCAAGUAAAAAAAGGUUGAUUUCUGA